Aspergillus puulaauensis is the source of this 999-nucleotide messenger RNA. Its product is annotated as PGAP3/PER1 family protein. Bases 1 to 999 code for a protein of 332 amino acids. The record is from RefSeq and is a predicted model, not a curated record. The transcript has 4 exons. Gene Ontology annotation, cellular component: endoplasmic reticulum membrane. Gene Ontology annotation, biological process: GPI anchor biosynthetic process. Gene Ontology annotation, molecular function: hydrolase activity, acting on ester bonds. Lineage: Eukaryota; Fungi; Ascomycota; Eurotiomycetes; Eurotiales; Aspergillaceae.
AUGAUUCUGCGACCGGCUACGAGGAGGAUUGGCUACUUCUUCCUCCUCUUUCUUUUAGCGACUUAUAUCCAGCAGUCGACUGCGUCGUUAGGGGACCACCUUCCUGACUUUAGAUCGUGUGUCAAGAUAUGCCAAAGUGAAAAUUGCCACGAUGGGGACUCAGCCAUACCGUUCCUUCUGCGCCUAAUGCUCUGGUCGUGUCCCGCCGAAUGUGACUAUACUUGCCAACAUGUCGUGACAGAUCGACGAGUUGCGCGCGAUCCACCGAUGCUUAGUCCUGUGGUUCAGUUUCAUGGGAAAUGGCCAUUUCGCAGAGUCCUUGGGAUGCAAGAGUUGUUUUCGGUUAUCUUCUCGGGACUCAAUUUUCUUGCACAUUGGCAUGGGAUGUCUCGGCUUCGUGAAGCGACUCCUUUAUGGCACCCUCUACAAAAAUACUACAUCGCGUUUGGAUACUGCGGCCUAGCGGCAUGGACUUUCAGCAUGAUCUUUCACGCUCGGGACUUUCCCUUGACUGAGAAGUUAGAUUAUUACGGGGCCGGCGCCAGCGUACUGUACGGGCUAUACCUCGCUACUGUGCGAAUCUUCCGUUUGGACUUGGAGGAACCGAGACACAAGCCGACGCUGCGGCGGCUUUGGACGACAAUAUGCGUCCUACUCUACGUCAUACAUGUCUGCUAUCUCAGCUUCUGGUCGUGGGACUACACCUACAAUAUGAUUGCAAACAUCGUGGUUGGCAUGAUCCAGAACACCUUGUGGAUCGUUUUCAGCGUUGUCCGAUACCAAAAAACUGGGAAGUCCUGGACACUUUGGCCAGCAUUUAUUGUGGUUUGGAUUAUCCUAGCCAUGAGCCUCGAACUCCUAGACUUCCCGCCGUGGCACGCGCUGAUUGAUGCCCAUAGCCUGUGGCAUUUGGGAACCGUUAUCCCAUGUGCGUGGUGGUACCUGUAUCUCGUUAAAGAUGUCCAAGAUGACAUGGCUGGCCAAAGGUUGAAAGCUUAA